Messenger RNA from Peniophora sp. CBMAI 1063, 291 nucleotides. The record is from the annotation of a GenBank genome assembly. NCBI's taxonomy places the organism in Eukaryota, Fungi, Basidiomycota, Agaricomycetes, Russulales, Peniophoraceae.
AUGAAUCAUAUACGUUCAGUUCUUGUAGCUCCGGUGACAUCAUCUACAAGUAGACUAUCACUACUACGGGGCCGUGAGUGCAUUCCGUACAAUGAUACGCCACCGAAUGAAUCACACUGCCUGCAAACGCUGGAGAGACCACGUACACGCUCUGCCGCCGGAGUACAUUCCUCCAACGCAUCAUCGCGGUGCUUUUCCCGGACAAGAUGCGCCCCGAUGAGGUUUAUACAUCCUGAGAUGUCAGCUGCUUCUCAGGAAGAAGCUGGGAUUCGGGCCGGCCAAGAACAGUGA